This is a messenger RNA of Epinephelus moara (kelp grouper), 4087 nucleotides long. Its product is annotated as protein bassoon-like. Lineage: Eukaryota; Metazoa; Chordata; Actinopteri; Perciformes; Serranidae. Gene Ontology annotation, cellular component: glutamatergic synapse; GABA-ergic synapse; cytoskeleton of presynaptic active zone. Gene Ontology annotation, molecular function: metal ion binding; structural constituent of presynaptic active zone. Bases 287 to 4087 code for a protein of 1266 amino acids. Gene Ontology annotation, biological process: protein localization to synapse; presynaptic active zone assembly. The transcript is spliced from 6 exons. The record is from RefSeq and is a predicted model, not a curated record.
UCACAUGACACAAAUUAUACAUAGUCUUAAAUAUCAUACUUGAAAACCAAUUCAUGAGCUGUCAACUUUAAUUUUCUAUUUGUCGUUUUGCAUUCCACCGGUCUUUUGGUUCCAUCUAGAGCGUAGUAUCGUGAGUGCAUAUUUUCCCCUCCUCGGGGCAGAUAUGUAAAUUUAAUGACACUGGCAAAGUGCGUGUGAUCAGGUUACUGUAUAGAUUACAUGGUGACCCUGCAAAACACACAGGCACAGAGACCUAGAGACCUAGAGAGGCCAACAAUACACCUCCAUGCAGGUUACUGCUCCACACCGCUCCGGCUCUGCUCCAGAGAAAACCAUGCCGGGAAAAAACUGCUUUGCCUUCCUCAAGGGUCAGCGUCAGAGGAAGUCUGAUGUAGAUGCUGAGCCAGAGGAGAGCCCAGGGAGCAGCAGCAGCAGCAGCAGCAGUAGCAGCAUCGGGGCUGUAGAUGCCCUCUCCACAGCUCCGGCACCAGCCCCUCUCCAGGCCUCUGCGGGAGAGCCAGGACAGAGAGGAGACAGCUCCUGCUCUGACUCCGACAGUCCUGUAGAAUCCAGCUCCUGCGAGGAGGACGAGGAGGACGAGGAGGAGGAGGAAGAGGAGGAGGACGAAGACCCCACUAUGUUCUCCUCCAAAUUCCUUAGCGGGGCCAACCCCCUCAAUGCUGUGUCCUCUGCUGUGAAUAAGUUUGGGUUAUUUGGAGAUGAAGGCGAGGGGGAUAAGAAAGCACCUUCCCAGCAGGGGGUGAAGCCAUCUGGAGAACAGCAGCCAGGAGCAGGCCUUGGCAAGGGCCCCCAACAGCAGCAGGUAGCCCAAAAAUCAGGCCAGGGCCCCCCUGUGCAAAAGGGCCAGCCUCCCCCGAAACAAGGAUCACCACAGCUGCAAGGGAAUGGACAGGCUGGACCCCCAAACAAACCUGGUGGGCAACAAGCUGCUCCAAAGGCAGGGACACAGCCUGGAGGCCAGCUUAAAGGAGAGCCACAGAAAAAUCAACCUAAGGGCCCACCACAGCAAGGCUCACCUAAACCUGGAGCUCAACAACCGACUGUGACCAAGAGUGGAGCACAGCCAGGAUCUCCAAAGGCAGCGUCACAACAACAGGCUCCACCUAAGACAGGGAUGCAACAACAAGGGCCUGCUAAGACUGGUGCACAGCAGCAACAACCUGCAAAGACUGGGGUGCAAGGCUCACAGCAAGGGUCACCUAAAGUAGGACAGCAACAACAGGGGUCACCAAGAAUUGGACAGCAACAGCAACAACAGGGCUCACCAAAACUUUCACAGCAACAACAGGGCUCAUCUAAGGUGGGGCAACAACAGCAAGGCAUCAGGACUGCACCCCAGCAGCAGUCGUCUGAUAAACCUGCACCUCAGAAACAAGGGCCUAAGGGACCUGGUACACCUGACCUGUCACGGGCGGGGUCCUCAUCACCGGGACCAACUAAAGCUGGAUCUCAGGCAAAAGCAGCAGCUAAGUCCCUUUGCCCAGUGUGUAAAACAACAGAACUUAAUAUGCACACCAAGGAACCACCGAAUCAUAAAACCUGUACACAGUGUAAAACCCAAGUGUGCAGCUUGUGUGGCUUCAGUCCGCCAGAUUCUGAUGGGCGUGAGUGGCUUUGUCUCACCUGCCAGAUACAGAGAGCCCAAGGAGCCCCUGAACCAUCGGGACCUUCCAUGAAGAAGCCGACGCCCAACAAAGCUCCUGCUCCUCAAAACCGGACACCAUCUCCUGCUGCACCUGUCAAAAAAGAGACGUCAGCGCCAGGUUCACCUCAGAAAAUGCAGUCUACAUCAGCAAAAGUGCCAGCCAAGGGUGAAGCUGCCAAAGGACCAGAAAGUCAAAAACAGGCCAGUCCAGCUCCUGUUCAGAAAAUGACACCCGAGACCCAGCGAACAUCAGGGUCUCAAAAACCAGACCAGACUAGUCAAAGUGGACGCAAGCAAAGCAGUGCCCAGCAGGAGUCAGGGGGAUUAUUUGGCUUUGGUGGUGCUAAAACUGAACCUGCGAAGCCCGAAGAGUCGGUGACUGGGAAGAUGUUUGGUUUUGGCUCCUCCAUUUUCAGUUCUGCAUCUACUUUAAUGGCUUCAGCUGUUCAGAAUGAGCCUAAAACCACACCACCAGUUUCUCCCAAAAUGCAGUCUGCAAAGGAGACCAAACCAGCUCCUGUCCAAAAGCCAGCGCAAGACAAGAAACAAGAGCAACCCCAGCAGGCAAAGGCGAAUCCACCAGGACAGGUCAAAGUGGACAAAGCACCAUCGGAAACUCAAAAGGCAGCAGCAGCCUCCCACAACGUUCCUAAAGGAGGUCAAUCCACUUGUCCACUGUGUAAGGUGGCGCUCAAUAUGGGCUCAAAGGAUCCUCCCAACUACAACACCUGCACUGAAUGCAAAAGCAUUGUCUGCAACCAAUGUGGAUUUAACCCCAUGCCAAAUGUCAAUGAGGGAAAGGAGUGGCUUUGUCUAAACUGUCAGGUGAAACGAGCUGCCGGUGGAAUUGAACCUCAAAAGGACACGUCUGCGUUUAAUGCGCUACAAAAGACUUCUGCACCAGGUUCGCCUCAGAGGAAAGUAUCUACACCUGCAGCACAACCAGCCAAGGCUGGAGCUGCUAAAGGACCAGACAGUAAACAGGCCAGCCCAGCUCCAGGUCAGAAAACACCUCAGGAGACCCGGAAGACAGGUCCUCAGAAACCACCAGACCAGACAAGCCAAACUGCACAAAAGCAGGGAAAUGCCACAACAGCUACAAAGCAAGAGUCAGGAGGGUUCUUUGGUUUCGGGGGUCCUAAAAGUCAGCCCGAUGCUGCAAAGCCUGCAGAAUCAGCGGCUGGGAAAAUGUUUGGUUUUGGUUCCUCCAUCUUGAGUUCUGCAUCUACUUUGAUCACCUCAGCUGAACCCAAAACUACACCGCCAGUUUCUCCGAAAAUGCCUGCUGCAAAGGACUCCACGCCGCCCACUGCCAAGAAACCAGAACAGGAGAAGAAACCAGAACAACCCCAGCAGGCCAAGGGUCCUCCAUCAGAGCCGCCAAAGAAAGCAUCAGCUUCCCCAGUAGUUUCCAAAGCAGGCCAGUCUACCUGUCCUCUCUGUAAACUCAAACUCAAUGUGGGCUCUAAAGAUCCUCCCAACUACAACACCUGUACAGAGUGCAAAAACACUGUCUGCAACCAAUGUGGAUUUAACCCCAUGCCAAAUGUUAAAGAGGUAAACGAGUGGUUAUGUCUUAACUGCCAGAUGCAGAGAGCACUAGGAGCAUCUGAGCCUCCGGGAACUCCCAUGAUGAAACUACAGGCCUCACCAAAUAAAGUCCCUGCUCCUGCCAAUGCCAUAAAUAAGGAAACUCCCCCACUAGAUAAACCCCAAAAGAAAGACAUUCAAACACCUGCUGAAUCUAAAGCAAAGGAGACAUCUGCACCAGGAUCUCCUCAGAGAAAACCAUCAACACCAGCAGCAGGGCAGCCAGCAAAGGCUGAAGUCAUGAAAGGACCAGAAAGUCAGAAACAGGUCAGCCCAGCUCCUGGUCAGAAAACUCCGCAGGAGAGUCGAAAGACAGGUCCUCAGAAACCACCAGACCAGACAAGUCAAACUGGACGUAAGCAGAGUAAUACUACCUCAACUACACAAGAGGAAUCUGGGGGGUUCUUUGGAUUUGGUGGUACUAAACCUCAGCCUGAUGCUGCAAAGCCUGCUGAAUCCCUGGGUGGAAAAAUGUUUGGCUUUGGUUCCUCCAUCUUCAGUUCUGCAUCCAAUUUAAUAAACACAGCUGUGCAAGAUGAGUCCAAAACGACACCACCAGUUUCUCCCAAGAUGGCAGCCGCAAAGGCACCUAAAUCUCCAGUUUCUCAGAAACAAGAGCAAGAGAAGAAAGUAGAGCCCAAGACCUCUUCAUCACAUCAAGCCAAAGUAGGAAAAGCUCCACCAGAGCCUCCAAAGGAUGCAGCUCCUUCCCCAGCUGUUCACAAGGCAGGCAAAUCUACCUGUCCACUCUGUAAGGUGGAUCUCAACAUUGGCUCCAAGGAACCUCCCAACUACAACAGCUGCACUGAAUGCAAGAACACUGUCUGUUAA